GAUCUUUUGUGAAGGCCGAGAGUUAAUCACUUGAGCGGCACACGCCGGUUCUAUGGGAGCACAUGUUGGACACUGGCUCCCCUGGGGAGGGAGGGGAGGCCCCAAAGUACACACAUACAUACACACACACACACACACACAGCUGAAUUUCCAUGUCAGUUCUAAUGCAAAGCUGGGUACAGGCCAAGCAGAAAAGCAGGAAGACCCACCCCCUCCACAGAACAGUUAGCAGACCCCUCUGGCUGUGGUGAUAGUGGGAGCUUUGCAUUUGCUGCUGGUUCAUUCAAGGCCGCACACUCACUCACUCUCACACACACAGGGAUGUACACACACACACACACGCGCGCGCCUGACUGUACAGUUUCUCCAUGACUGGAUGGAUGACUGUGUAGGGGCCUUGCUAGAGAUGGAUGCUUAGUUUGACUUGGCAAUGAAGCCACUGAUUGUUCUUCCCUGAUGUCAUGAGUUGGGUGUCCUCCUCACUUCUGUGUAACCUCACCACCUGGACCAUUUUAGCCCCACCCUCUGCUCACCUAUGCCUGCAGGAUCAUGGGUAGUGUCAGCAGCCUAAUCAACGGCAACAGCCUCAACACCAAACACUGCAAGGCCUCCGAGUAUCGAGUAAGAAAGGGAACGAACCAGCACAGAAGGAGCAGAGGCUGCAGCCUUGACGGGCUACUGAACUGUGGCUUCACUCCGGGCUCCUCGUCUUCAUCGCAUCCCUCCAAAGGUCUCGCACACUCCCGCUCUGGACGAAGUGAAGAUUUCUUUUACAUCAAGGUGAACCAUAAACCGAGGUCAGUGCAUCACAAAGUGGGAUCAAUGGAGGACCGAAGGAACAGAGAUGGAGAAUCAAAGGCGCGACUGCAACCGAAGCUGCCGCUCAUGUCGGGGAAAAAGACUGAGAUGACCAAUCCUGAGAAGUCCCUGGUCCAUUCCACUGCCUUCAAGCCUGUUCCUCUCCGGAGUACGUCUUCCACAGAGAUGGGCCACAGCAGCCUGGAUCACAUCCUUUGUCCUCUAGAGAAAGCAAGGAGUAGACACAAGCAGGACACCUUUUCAGGCACACUCUCAGACUCUGGACGUAACUCUAUGUCCAGCCUGCCCACCCACAGCAACAGCGGCAGCCUAAGUGCCUCCACAGGCCCUGUCAGUCAGAGUGAUGGCAGCUCUGCUCCCACAAACAGCCUCAGCAAGGAACUACAACCCAGUUUGCCUUCAUGGGUCAAGGGAAGUGGCGCUGACCUUGACUGCAGCUACAGGACUGUGUUAAACACGGCCGCUUUGGCAGCUAAGGUUAACGCCGGCUCCCCGCCUUCCGCACAUGAGCCGGGUCCUCUCUGUGAAACAGCAGGGGGGAUUCGGUCCCCCAUUACUACAGAUGAGUCACUGAUUGAACGUCUGGAACAAAGGCUGCUGGAACGAGAGAGUGAACUGCAGGAGCUACAGGUGAGUUUUGAGGAGAAGGAAGUCGACACCUGCCAGCUGUUUGAAGAGAGACAAAAGUACUGUAGUGAGGAGAUGGAGGGGCUGAAGCAGCGAUGCUCCACAAAGCUGCGACAGGUUUCUCACAUGGCUGCAAAAACCCAGCAGGCCCUUCAGCUGCAGGUCAGCCAGCUCCAGGCAGAAAAGGAGAGGCUUCAGGACAACGUCUCAAAGUUGACCCGAGAGAGGGACCACAUCAACCUCAAACUGAGGUCUUAUGAGAACGAGAGCACACAUUUGGCUCCGACACUCGAGGAAACGCAGUGGGAGGUGUGCCAGAAGACGGGUGAGAUCUCCCUGUUGAAGCAGCAGCUGAGAGACAGCCAAGCGGACGUCAACCACAAGCUGAAUGAGAUCGUCAGCCUCAGGGUGUCACUGAAGGAGAACGCAGCAAAGAUGGAGAUCCUGGAGAGACAGAACAAGGACUGUGAAGACAAACUGCGCUCACGCACUGUAGAGGCUGAGGUUUGCCAAAAUGAGCUCCAGCGCAAGAAGAAUGAGGCUGAUUUCCUGAGGGAGAAAGUGGGCAAACUCGAGAAAGACAUUCAAGAAAUGAAACAAGAUCUGGCGAAGGCCAAAGAGGAGAGGUUGCAACACACCGGCGCCCAGAGUCAGGCCUCAGAAAGACUAAUCCAAGGUUCAGAUUCCCCAGUGCAGCGUCAGGGCGAGGAGAACAGGGAAGACAUCUCCACAGAGUCGCUCCACAGAGAAGUGGAGCGACUGAAGCGGCAGCUCAGGGAGGAGAAGGACACUCAGGAGAAGCAGGCCAGCAGCUUCGAGCAGGAGAGGAAGACGUGGAACAAGGAGAAGGACAAGGUCAUCAAGUACCAGAAGCAGCUCCAGGUCAACUACCUGCAAAUGCACAAGAAGAACCAGGACCUGGAGAGGAUCCUGAAGGAGCUGACGUCCGAGCUGGAGAGCCGCACGGAGCUGGGCAUGGACCUCGCUUACAGCUCAGGGUUACAGACGUACGACGACGUCAUCGCCACAGAGAUUUGACGGGAGCACUUAUACUGUCACGCGUUACUGUCACAUGGUCACAUGGCUGCUGUUUUACCACAGAUAUUCACUGUAUGUGUCUCACUGUCACGAGCUAAUAGACUUUUACCUUGGUACUUGGUUAUUUAACAGGAUAUACAUCAUUAGUGGGUUGUUGUUUUAUGGAGUCCAUGGCACAAAAAGAGUAAAAUUAUUCUUGAUAUGAUAUGUUAUUACCCUGUUGCUACUGGUUUAAAAGUAAAUGCUAAUUUAUUUAAUGUUUAAA
Molecule: messenger RNA, 2749 nt
Organism: Solea solea (common sole)
Lineage: Eukaryota; Metazoa; Chordata; Actinopteri; Pleuronectiformes; Soleidae
Gene: lzts1
Product: leucine zipper, putative tumor suppressor 1
Exons: 9
Coding region: 550-2484 (644 amino acids)
Biological process (GO): regulation of synaptic plasticity; regulation of dendrite morphogenesis
Cellular component (GO): dendritic spine
Source: RefSeq, a predicted model, not a curated record